AGUGCUGCGGCGCUGCGCGGCCAUGGAGGCGCUGCCGCGGGGGGCCCAGCGGGGCUGGUACCUGUCCGCCCGGCGGCAGCGGGACUGCGGCCAGGGGGAGGACGGCGACGACGAUAGCGAGGAGGACGGGGAGACCGCUCCGCUGCUCCCGGCGGCGUCGGGCAGAGGCUCCUCGCAGCGCGGCUCCUCCUUCGGCCUCUCCGUGUUCAACCUCAUGAACGCGAUCAUGGGCAGCGGCAUCCUCGGCUUGUCCUACGCCAUGGCCGGCACGGGGGUCCUGGGCUUCAGCGCCCUGCUGCUGAUGGUUGCCAGCCUGGCGUCUUACUCCGUGUUCCUCCUGCUCAGCAUGUGCACGCAGACCGCUGUCACUUCCUAUGAGGACCUUGGCCUGUUUGCGUUUGGAUCAGCUGGAAAGGUCCUUGUUGCAACUACAAUAAUUAUCCAGAAUAUAGGAGCUAUGUCAUCUUAUCUGUUAAUUGUGAAGUCUGAGCUUCCUGGUGCUGUUGCAGGGUUCUUAAGUGGAGACGGGAGCGGGUCCUGGUACCUUGAUGGGAGACUGCUGCUACUCAUUACUUCGGUCUGCAUUGUAUUUCCCCUCGCGCUUCUUCCUAAAAUCGGCUUUCUUGGCUACACAAGUAGUUUAUCAUUUUUCUUUAUGGUGUACUUUGCGCUUGUGAUUAUGAUAAAAAAAUGGUCCAUCCCUUGUCCUCUACCUCUGGGCAGUGCAAUAGAGACCUUACAGGUUUCAAAUUCUACUGCGGAUUGUAAAGCAAAGCUCUUUCAUCUUUCAAAAGAGAGCGCUUAUGCAAUACCAACCAUGGCCUUCUCUUUUCUCUGCCAUACCUCAGUCUUACCGAUUUACUGUGAGCUCCAAAGUCCAUCCAAAAGUAGAAUGCAGAAUGUAGCUGUCACAGGAAUUGGCCUGAGUUUCAUAAUUUACUUUAUGUCUGCUUUGUUUGGGUAUCUGACAUUUUAUGACAAAGUGGACUCUGAAUUGCUGCGAGGUUACAGCAGGUACCUGCCACAUGAUACUGUCAUCAUGACUGUUAAACUGGCCAUACUGUUCUCCGUGCUUCUGACAGUCCCUCUCAUCCACUUCCCAGCGAGGAAAGCCGUAUUCCUGGUGUUCUUCUCUCACCUUCCUGUGUCUUGGAUUUGCCAUAUUCUUGUCACUUUAGUGCUGAAUGCAAUCAUUGUUCUGUUUGCAAUGUAUGUGCCAGACAUUAAAAAUGUAUUCGGAGUAGUUGGUUCAACCACAUCGACGUGUUUGCUUUUUGUGUAUCCUGGACUGUUUUAUCUUAAACUUAGCAGAGAGGACUUCCUGUCACCACACAAACUUGGGGCAUGUGCAUUGGUUAUUUUUGGCAUUUGUGUUGGUCUGCUCAGUUUAGUUCUAAUAAUCCUCAAUUGGAUUAAUCAGUAACGCCGUGUGGUUACUGUCCAAACUGGGCUUCAGGAGGACGGCAAGACCCAGAGACAUGGACAGCCUACAGAAAGCACUGACAACAACCAUCUUCAGAACAAAUAACACUUUUUCAGCCUGCUGGUGAUGUUGCUUCAUUACUCUUGAGUCUAAAAUACUAAUUCUUAAUGAUGCUUUUGUGGCAGGUAAAAAGAUCUCUUGAUAAUUCCCGCUACGCAAAGAUGGUUUGGUGCACGUGGUGAACAAAUGCAGAUGAGAUGGAUUUUAGAUCAGUUGUGAUGUGCAUAUCACAUAUUAUCCUAACAGUAAGAGACUGCUGUUGCUUCUAUAAUUUCCAAAAGCUCAGCCAGUUGGUAUUAAGAACUGACUGAUUCCAAAUGUUUACCCUAAUUCAUUCUAAUACAGAUUGAGAGGCCAACCACCUUAGCCCAGUUUAAUGGGCACAUCAUGAUAACUGUAUUCUUGUUUUAUACCUCCUGUGUACUUGAAUCAUAUUGAAGUAAUUUUUAAAUUAGGAGCUUUUGCCCAUCCAGAAUAAUAGGUUCUUGCAGCAUUAGUGAUUCUGUGUUGUAGUUAAUAAUAGACCACUUUCAGUUGAUGGCUGCUUUUGAGUAUUAUUCAAAUUACCUCAGUAUUCCUGCCAGUGGGAGACUUUUCUCUCUCACUCCCAUUUCUACCAGCGUUUCCUAUUUGAAAUAGAACAUAUCUGUGUUUUAUGUACUGCUGUGUGUUUGGACUUGAAAGGUGGCAUUCUGCUGUCCUGAAUGCAAAGGAAAUUUUAUGUUUAUGGAACCUUAAUUUUACCCCAGAUCUCUAAACAUUCACACACCCUUUUGUAAUUGUAAGUUUUUUCUGUCUAAAUGAAUCGUGAAUGCAGUUUUCAACACCAGCUGGGCUUUGUUACAUAUGGUAUGGGGUGCCCAACCACAAAAGUUCCUCAUAUCAGCCACUGCUUUCAUUCUACUAAUAUCAUGCUUCUAAUAUUCUAAUAAUUCUAAUGCUAAUAUCAGGCUUCCUUAAAUUUGUUACCAUCAGAUGGAAUCUGAUGUCUUUAGAAUAGCCUAAUCUCUUUAGAGACCCUGAAGAAGUUAAGCCUCCGGAGAAAUGCCUCAUGUAAAGUUCAGAAAUCAAACCUCAGACUCAAACAGCAAGAUUUAGAGAGUGGGAAAGUUCUUCAUUAUUUCCAGAUGCAGUCUUUCUUUUAAUUUAGCUUAGCACAUUUACAUCUGAGAAUUGGAAUAAGAUACAAAUGAAACAGUAAAUUAAUUCAUCUGUGUAAUAGGAAAGAAGCUAGUGUAUGACAUUUAGGGCAAUGUCUCUGUCCAUAAGGUGAACAGUAAAUUAGUUGACUCUAGCUAGAAAAUCCUGUUGAAACAGUUCUGUUAAUAUGUUGACAUAAGUUUUCUCACUUGAGAUAGGAAAGACGCCCUAGAAACUGACAUUUCUAACCUCUUAGCAGCGGGUCUGUCUUUUUUAAGCUCCUGUGCAAAACUGGGGCCAGAAACUAAAAAUGAGAAAUAAAGCUACAGCAAAGUCAUAGCUGUGCUGUUCCCAAAAGCACUUCUGCAUAAACAGUCAUAUUUUCCAGUGAUGCAGGAGAGGCAGCAUUCGGUCUUUUAAGUAUUGAUUUUUUUAUUUUUGUUAAUGUUGUCAUGAUAGAUGGUAACUCAGCUCCUCACUGCUGGUGGCUGUAGAGCAACCUGAAAAUUGAUUUCAGCUUGGAAGGACUUCACUUGUAAGCCGACUGCCUUGGGAAAGCGUGGCUGCCUGUGCCAGUGGCCGCAGGGAGCACUGGGCGACGGCGCUCUCCAGAAAAGGAUGUGCCAAAUUCAACAUAACCCAGAGAGAAUGCGCUUGAUCCUUCCCUGUGUAAUAGGGAGGAACAGAAAAUAGCAGAGUUGGAACCACCAUCUCUGUUCCUGAGCUGGCGAGCUAUGCCUUCUCCGGCUUCAGUGCCAGCAGAUCACUCAACUCUUGGGAUCCGUAAGAUGUUUUUCCCUUUUGAUAGAUGGCCUGCAGGCACCCAGGUGGUGUUGGUGUGCAGUUGGUACUGCUUCAGGAAUCCUUUUGCCUGAGGAAUGUUCUUCUGCUUAGGAGUUUAACACAGAAAUAGACUCGAGGGGUGAGGCAUAGGAACUAACUCAGGAGUUCUGUUAGGAUCCCCAUUCUUUAGAAAUCAGUAUGCUAUAUUCUGAAAAAGAUUGCAGUUGUUCUUAUCACAAAGCUUCUACCUGGGGUUUCAUGACACAAGGUGAGGUCACGGCCAGAAACAGCAUGUCCACUCCUGGCUAGAAGCUCACAACUUCUUCCUAUGGCACUGGCAUGGUGGUGGCUCCUGCUCAGCGUGUUUCACUAGCAGAAAACCUGAAAGGUGAUGAGUUUUCUGCCAAAAACUGAAUGAAGUGAGCUCUCCUGGGGACAGGAAAGGGAAGGAGGGUGGAGUUGGACUGCCUUUUUAAAGCCGCAGCAGCCAUUAGAUCAGUGUUUUUCUCACAAACCUCACUCUCCAUCUUUGUGCACUCGGGAUGCCUCUAACUUGAGUGCUCUCCAGCCUCCUGUGAUCAAGGGGUUGGUCAGUUUCUCAGCACUAUGUGAGUAUCAGGGACUGGGGCUGUCCAUCUUCCCUUUGUCCUUGCAGUUCACCCUUCCUUUUCAAUUCUUGAUAACCAGGUGUAGCCCCUCCUGCCUGUGGCUGCCCUCUGAUGGCUGUGUGCUCCCAGGCUUUGUUGGCUGUGGGGAUUCUGCCAGGCAGAGCAUCUCUGGCAGCAGUGCAAAAACCUGAAUAUCUAUUUUAUAUGAAGUGUACCUUGAGAAAUCAACGAUAGCUGCAGAUCAGGAAAUGAUUUUCUAACUGAACCAAAACUUAGGAAAAUAGGAGACCUCACAUUCACGUCAGUGAACUGUAGAUAUAUUUUGUAAGACUAGAAAUUAGGAGGAAUAUUUCUUAGAAUUGUGAGGUUUUAUGAAAACCAUUUCUCAUAUAUCACGGUCUUGCAGCUUACUAUUGAAUAGUAGUUGUAAGACAUCACUGCAGGCACUUUAUUUUAAACUCUGAACAGCAGGACUUAAUAUGGAAGAUUUACAUCAUCUGUGAAGGUGCAGAAAGUUGGCAAGGUUCUGCUGAGCUUUGGCUCUUUGUUUCUCCCAGAGAAAAAAAAACGAGUCUGCCCUGCACUGCAAUCCUCAAUGCCUGCACGGUUGGGUUUGUGUGCAUCAUGUUAAAAGAUGGGGCUGAGAAAAUGCUUGAAAUAAGGUGUCGGUUUUACGACUGAUUCCUGUAAUGCUAUGGAAAUCACUGCAUUAUUGUUUUUAAGCCCUGGGUACAUGAGCCGGGCUGUUAACUGACUGCCCUGGUAGGUAGCAUUGGGCUGAUGAAUACCAGUGUGUGAAGUUAAUGUUCCGUGAGGAUGAAGGGAAGCAAUUCGCACCUCUGCUGGAGCUCUAUUAUUACAUUUUGGCUGUGGCGCAGAAGGGAUGGAAGCACAUUGGUUUGCAGAACACUGUUAUCUUCCAUUUGCAAAAGAGUUAGAAAUGCUGCUACUUUUAACAUGGUCUUAUGAUAUGUAACUUAAAACAUGAGGAGAGGGGCAGAAGGAGAGAACUUUUGCUGUUAAAUUAAGGAAAAGGUGCAUGCAUUUUCCACAAUUCAAAAACAGAGUAAGGGCACUAUUUUUGGUCUCAUUCUUCCCCAGACUGUUUGUGCAUUAUGGCCGUGUAAGGGUUUCACAACAUCUGUACACAAGCAUGAGUUCUGUUGAGCUCCACUCUCACACUCACAUGCUUCUAAAUAUAUUUUUCUAUAAACUUGUGUAUAGAUUUUUUUUGGUUAUAUUUCCAGAUCGGUGAAUUUCAAUGGUUCUGCUUUAUUAUUUGUGUACCGUUUUAUUUCCUGAAGCCUCAGCUAGAAGGAUCCCUCAGCAUUUCUGACCUCGCUUGGAAAGGUUGCCUUUCCCCAGCUGCACAAGGAGAACAAUGUAAGAGAUGAAAACGAGUCGGUAGGCUUUGAUUUGUUUUCUCUCGUUCUCCUGUUUCCAUUCCGUGCCCAUGUAAAGGCUGCUCAGGUUUCAGAUGCACUGCGGUGAGCUGGGAUGGAGGUGUCUCUUACAAAUAGCACUGCAGAAGGGAGCACUGCAUGCAGAGCGCUUACAGCCUGUGUGUGUAUUGUGCUCGAUGCUCAUUGUUUAUUCCCUUGUUUCUAAGCAUCUUAAUACUGAUUUUCACUGCAGCUUGUUUAAAAUUCUCUCAUGUCCCUGUGCAGUGUAAACUGAACCUCUGUUAGACCAUCCUCUCCUCUCUGCCCCCUCCUUUCACCUUCCCCUGAGCACAGAGACAUGACGGUGCAACAAGAUCUGUGUGUGAGCUGCUAGGGCAGAUGUUACGUCCUGCCCUGCUUGUAAGCGUGUUGCUUGCAUGGGAGAGGAUGCAGGCUUGUUCCUUAUUGCUGUAUUUCUGACUGUGCACAAACAGUCGUUGUGGUAUGGAUGUGGAAGUCAGUGCUCUGAAAGCUGCAGUUCAUGGAGGCUGAGAAGACACGGAGGAACCAUCUGCCCAUUGGGCAACAAUAGAGCAGGUUAUAGGUGGGCCUGAUCCAAAAUGGCCAGUCUUUUUAAAAAUAAUCUCAUAAAAUUCAUUUUUAGGAUUAUCUCUAUAGACUAUGACAGUUUUUGUUAGCAUCAUCAUGCAGAUCCAGCAAGGCACACAACGCGUGAGGGCAGAGCUGUGCCUGUUCUGGAUCCAGGUGAUCAUUUCACCUUGAACACAGGUGUGUUGAGCUGGCUCCAAGGCUCUUACAGAGCCAGAGGGAGGUUCCGAAUUUGGAAUCCUGCAAAUUCAGCAGCCUGGGGUCUCUAUUUUGCUUCCUAUAAACAGCAGGAGGAGAUGGACGUUGUACCAAUGCAUCCCUGCAAAGACAUGAAGAUUAAUUGCAUUGUUUCCAACUGUCCCUCCGUACAGAAAUGAAGAUUAACGUUAGCUCAGUAGUGGGCAUCCUAAAUGCACUCUCAUUAAAGCUUCAGCUUCAGGUCAGUCCAGGAGUUACAAUAACAUUGAUUGCUGUAGAACUCUUUUCCUAAUUAGAUUUAACAAUGCAGAAUCACUCCUUUACGUUGCCUUUGAUGUUGAAAGCAUUCACUGUAGUUGUUCUGCAUUCCAUGGAGCCUUGGGACACAUCUACUUCCCAAUGACUGCCACUGUCCGUCAGUUUCCACUGUUGAAAAAGAGCUGCCUAAUUUCGACAGUUUGUGGUGAUGUUUUUGGUGUUUGUGUUUCAGAAGCAAUCACUCAGCUGUGCUCAAUGUGGAAUUGAAGUUUUGUUGUUUAAAGAAAGUCAUCUGUAUGUAAAAAAUACCUCGUGAACGUCUGAUCUGUGUGCCAUGCAUUUCCUGUUUUGAGUUCUUCCUCCCACAGACUUCUAUGGAGCAGCUGUGGCAUGUUCCAAGAAAAACAGAAAAUGAAGAACAGUGUUUGCAUAACUCAUUUGCAAUCUUUGCUUCCUGUGCAUAGUGUGCAAAGCAAAGCGAACCCGGCGCUGCGCUCUGCUGUCGGUUCCAGAAGUACAAAGUUGUUGCGGUUACCCCAGCUCAGGCUGUAGCAUCUCCAUGGCCAAGGAAAGGUGGACGACUGCUCGAGGCAACUGCCUGGGAACCACAGCAUCAUGGAAGGGAAGGCCGUCUGUGCUCCAUGACAGCUGUCCUGGCUGCCGACCUGUGUGCACACCCCCAAACCCUUCAGUCUGAGGCAGUCCUGAACAGGGCAGUUAUAUGGACCAACCUCAUUACUCUGCUGCAGACUUGAUUCCAGAGGUGUAAGAACGGAAGUGUGCUCGUUGCGUGCAGUGAGCAUCAGCAAAUUUGUAUCUCAUUUAUAAAAUUCACCCCAACUAGAAUUGGUACAAAUGGCUCCACAGCUGCUUUUUUCAUGUGUGAUGCAGAAUUUGGUGCUGCCCUGCAGCAGCUGCUCAUGCUUGUUGGUGCUGCUGAGCAGCUCCUGUCCCGGCUUGGCCUUCCUCCUGCCUCCAGCAUCGCCACUUGGCAUGCUCAUGGUUCACACAGCAGCCCUGGGACGCCGGGCAGCUCGCUGCACCUGGUUUAGAUUUAAGGCUUGUUUGCACAUGAUGUCACACUCCUAUUGUCAGCGCAGCAAAGGUCAAGACAGUUCAUUUUGGGAAGGUUUGCAUUGUUGAGUCUUCGCAGUGCAGCCCUUAAUGCCUUAACCAUCUGACUUGCAUUUCAGUUUUCUGGCAUGAUGUAAUAAUCAAACGCACUAGGUUUAUACAGCGUAUGGGAGUCUGAUUGGCCCAUGUUGUAGAACUGCUUUUCUGGAGACUGGGUCCAUGCUGGAGUCUCCCUCCCAGGUAGUUGCAUUUGAUAUUGGGAUUUUCACAUUUGGUGGGCGCGGCGAGGAUGGGUUGAUGUUUGGACUAGAUGAUCUUAGUGGUCUUUUCCAACCUUUGUGAUUCUAUGGUUCUACACAUGGGGAUGGUGGAGGGAUCUUUGGAUGUGGUUUGCGGGGCUCAGAUCCUGUAGGGCUGGAGCCAAGGGCCAGGAGAACCUCGGGCCCUGCUGCCCCCUGUUCUUUCCUGCUCAGUUUGGCUCUGUUCUUUGUCCUUUCAUUUCGUGCCUGAUCCAGAGGCAGGGCGUUAGGUGGCGUUUCCCCCACUGUUAGGGUACGCUGAUGGAAGAGCUCUCUAGAAGCCACAUGCUGAAACGUUGUCCGUCUCUCCAUUUCCUGAUCUGACUGCUCACUUUGCUGGGUCAGAAGCCAAGGAAUGACUUUUCCCCAAGGGGUACAAAGCCUCAGGUUGGAACUCUGUAGACCUCAUAGAUUAUUUCUCCCCCUUCUGCAAAGUUUCAUAUUCCGGAGCUUGAUAUUUCACACAGUGAAAUUCCUUGUCAUUGAAACCCAUCUUUCCAGUUUGAAUCGGAUCCACAGAAAUGCCCAGGCUGCUGGGAGCCCACAGAGCAGCGGUGUCCUUCCCUGGAGCUGCUGAACACAGAGCUCAGCACGACUUUCUGCAUCCAUUCUCUGCAAAAAAAAAGUUUAAAGUGCAAGGAGUAGAGAGAGCCAUUUGCUGAACCUGCACAUCUAUUUUUACCCCCCUGCUCCCUAAUGUUCCUAGAAUAAAUUUUUUAGUGCACAGCAGGUUAGGAAAAAAAUAGUGCUGAUGGCAUCCGUGCUAUCCCCAUUGUGCUGCGAGGAAAGAUAUCAGCUGCUUUGCUGACCUGUCACUUGCACAAAGCUGCAUUCCAGGUACUGAGGCCAUUUGCUCAUCACGCUUUGCUUGACAAAGUGGCCACUGGGGUUUAUAUAUAGACCUGCUUGCCCUGCCAAGUUGCCUGGAAUUCCUGCAAACUGAAUGAAAGCUAGAGGGGCAGCUUGAAAAAUAGAGCUGCUAAUCUGCCGGUGCCUCUGGGAGAGCCAGCCGGGAUGUCCCAGGGCUCGGGGCCUGGUGUCCUGCUGGGGGUGAAGCAGCUGGUGCCCCACUGGGGACUGGGGGAUGAGGAGGGGCUGGGGGGGAUAUUUAUAGUGGGGAUGAGCAGCAGCCCCGGGACUCUGAGGGGCAUGAGCAGUCAGGGCAGCUCCCCAGGGUGCAAUGGGCACAAAUAUCUCUAACUCAAGUAUCUGCUCUCAUAACCAUUAGUGGCACGGUAUGAGUUAGCAAUGCCUGAUAUCCACGUAGAAGCUUUAGGCUGUCAGCUUGUGCCAGUAGACUAAAUGGCAUCUUCAAGAACAAAAAUUCGUCUUUUGUGAUUGCAGAGCAGACCUUGGACAUAGCAAAGCAAAGGUGCGUUCAGUGCAUUGCUGUGAAACACUGCACGCACACAGAGUUGUGGGGCUGAUUCGGGGUUUCCAUGCUUGGGUUUGGUGAUGCCAUAGUGGUUCUUUCAGCUUCAUUUGCAGGUGAGCUUUUGAAUGAUGAGCCAGUGAGGGCGAGGAGAUGGAUGGGCUCUCCAGUCACACGCAUACCUUGUUUGCUUUGUUUUUCAGCCUGCCCUGCUGGCAGCUUUUCCUUCCUCAUAAGGAUGUUGGUGCUGGAGGCAUGACACUGACAAAAUGAAUCCUUAGUCUCUGCAGUGAAAUGUAUUGAUCUCUGAGUGCAUCAGUGGGCCCCUACAGCACAGAUGUCAUAGCUGUUGAAGUGGGCACCCAAUUCCCUUGAGUUUGGCCAUGCUCAGUCUUCCACCCUGGAAGAGGUUGGUUGCCACACUGUGGGCAUAUAUGAAUUUUCUCCGAUCUGCUGCUGGCCCAACCGCUCAAUAAACUCUGAUAUUGGUAAAAA
This is a messenger RNA of Gallus gallus (chicken), 9701 nucleotides long. It is a transcript of the gene SLC38A6, whose product is annotated as solute carrier family 38 member 6. Gene Ontology annotation, biological process: L-glutamine transport; amino acid transmembrane transport. Lineage: Eukaryota; Metazoa; Chordata; Aves; Galliformes; Phasianidae. The coding region runs from base 23 to 1423 and encodes 466 amino acids. Gene Ontology annotation, molecular function: L-glutamine transmembrane transporter activity. The record is from RefSeq and is a predicted model, not a curated record. The transcript has 16 exons.